This is a messenger RNA of Stegostoma tigrinum, 7749 nucleotides long. It is a transcript of the gene mcf2a, whose product is annotated as MCF.2 cell line derived transforming sequence a. Gene Ontology annotation, cellular component: cytoplasm. Gene Ontology annotation, molecular function: guanyl-nucleotide exchange factor activity; protein binding. Lineage: Eukaryota; Metazoa; Chordata; Chondrichthyes; Orectolobiformes; Stegostomatidae. The record is from RefSeq and is a predicted model, not a curated record. Bases 557 to 3892 code for a protein of 1111 amino acids. Gene Ontology annotation, biological process: dendrite development; intracellular signal transduction. The transcript is spliced from 30 exons.
AGGAGAGCGACUGGUACUGCAGCUCUGUGUUGGGACACGGAGGUGUUGCUACAUCCUGCACCUGCCCGGGUCUGUGUCUGUGUGUGAGUGUGUGUGUUUCUGUGUCUGUGUGUGUGUGUGUUUCUGUGUGUUUGUGAGUGUGUGUGCGUUUCUGUGUUUGUGUGUGUGCGUUUCUGUGUGUCUGUGUGUGUCUAUAUGUGUGUUUGUGUGUGUGUGUUUCUGUGUGUGUGUGUGUGUGUGUGAUUCUGUGUGUCUGUGUGUGUGUGUGUUUCUGUGUCUGUGUGUGUGUGUGUGCCACGUUUACUCUGCAGACAAGGCGACAUCCAAAAGCCACAGCGUUGGCUGGUGUGAGUUUUAAUUUGCAAGGUGACCGGAAUAUGUACUACAUCCACUGGACUCGGUGCUUGUGAUGAAUCAGGAGGAGGUGGGUGGUGGAGGAGAGGUUGUGAGGGGUGGGGGAUGCACUUUCUGUAGCGGGUGAGAUGUUGAGUUGAGAGCGCAGCCUGUUCCCCGGCUUGUUGCAGAGGAGGGAGAGGAUAUUGCAAACAAAGUCGACAUGGCAGCCGUGGACAAUCUGAAGAUUUCCGAGGCCGAGAUGGAGAGCUACUAUCUACUCUGCAAAUCCUGUUUACUGCUGGAAUCGACAGUGAGAAAUGACCUUGUACCUGAAAUUGUAAACUCCAUUUGUGCACAAAGUAUUUGUGAGGAUCUGAAGAAAAAGUUUGCUUUCCUUCCAGGUGGACAAGGAAAGGAUGAUGCCACGAUUAUAACGUUCCCUGAGUGCCCCAGCUUCAGCAAGAUUCCAGGCGAGGUCAUUGAGAAGGUUCUUACAUACCUGACUGCUAUUCCAAGUCUACACAAACCAGAAAUCAAGUUCACCAUAAUCUUGGACAGACGGCUGGAUACAUGGACAUCCGUCAAAGCGGCGCUGCUUCAAAUUGCGGCCACGUGUCCGGAAAAUCUGCAGCUGGUGCUGGUCCUGCGCCCCACCGGAUUCUUCCAGCGUGCUAUCUCUGACAUAAGCUUCCGAUUCAAUCAGGAUGACUUUAUCCUGAAACUCCCAGUUGUUAUGCUGAGCUCGGUUACUGAGUUAUUGAAGUAUAUCGAUGAAACCCACUUGACACACGAAUUUGGCGGCACGCUUGAUUACCAUCAUAAUGAGUGGAUCCUGUUCCGAACGGCCAUUGAGAGCUUUGCUGUGAUGGUGAAGGAGAUCGCUCAGAUGCUGCAGGCAUUUGGAACAGACCUGGCUGAAGCUGAGCUGCCUGAUAACUUGCAUUCUGUAGAGGACUUACUUACCGCCAGAACUGAGAAGUAUAAUCAGCUCAAGAAUGAUGUUCAGAGGGUGAUUAAGGAGGGUGACCUGCUCCUGACCAACCUCAUGCACCCUGACAGUAAUGCACAGUUUAUGAUGGAGAAGGAUGGAGACCGAGCAACAGUGAAAAGGCUCCUUGCCCAGUUGCAUGAGAUGGAGAUGGCUUUUGAUGGCUUUUGGGAAAAACAUCUGCUUAAACUUGAACAGUGUCUACAGCUGUGGAGAUUUGAACAAGCUUUCGAAGAGAUAAAGGCAGCUUUGGAUUAUUUAGUAUCCGAGGGAGGUGAUAUCCCAGAAACUGGUGACAAUGUGACUCACUCGGAACAAGCUCUUCGAGAGCUGAGCAACUUUGAUGAACAGUCUCAGGAACUAAUUGGAAACGCCCAGCUCCUGCUCUCACAAGGAGAUCAGUUGAUUUCCAAUAACCAUUAUGCAGAUGAUUUAAUCCGUGAGAAGUGCAAGGAACUCCGCCACUGCUGUGAUGAUUUGAUCGAUGAAAUGAGGAGCAAAUACGUCACCCUUAAUAAGUCAUUGGAGCUUCACACCCAGCUGCAGCAGGUUCUGAAAUGGUGUGAUGAAGGUGCUUAUCUCCUCGCCUCUCAGCGCAUGGACAAGUGUCAGUCACAGGAAGGAGCAAAGAGAGCGCUGCAAGAAAUCGAGAAAUUUCUGGAAAGCUCUGAAGACUACUGCCAGUGUGAUACUGACGAGUUGUACAGUGAAUUUGGGCUCAUUCUCACGACACCCAUUAAGGCCCAGAUUCAGAUGGUUCAUGAGAAGUUGGAAAAUGUGCACGCAAUGUUUGAGCAGCGACAAUUGUCCCUGAGGAAACUCGCUGUCAAACAGGACCGUCCUGUUCAACCAGUAGCGCCACGACCAGAAACCUCUGCUUUAUCUUUAAAGAGCCCUUUCUACUCACCAAAACAUGCAGUGGAUUCGAGUUCUGGAUCGAAAUUCCCGUUUGACAUUUCCCUGUAUGGAAAAAGAAGUUCCAGAAAACCGCAGAAUGCAAAGAAGAUUGAGGUUAUGCAUGAAGUCAGUCAAACAAGGAAUGCAUUGUACUCCCUAAAUUCUGAAAGUGAUGACAGCGUGGAAAUCUUAAAAGGACACGUGAUAAAUGAGCUGAUCGAGACGGAACGUGUAUAUGUGGAGGAGCUGAGCAGUGUGCUACAGGGUUACAAAAUGGAGAUGGACAAUCCGAUAAUGAUAUCUCUUAUGCCUGCCUUGUUGGAGAACCAGAAGGAGGUAUUAUUUGGGAAUAUGGCAGAGAUCUAUGAUUUUCACAGCAGGAUUUUUCUUAAUGACCUCCAGAACUGCAUUGAGAUGCCAGAGAAAGUAGGAGUCUGCUUCCUUCAGAGGAGGGACAAUUUCCAAAUGUAUGUGAAAUACUGUCAGAACAAGCCACGCUCAGAACAUCUUUGGAGACAGUGCUCAGACUGCCCUUUCUUUCAGGAAUGUCAACGUAAACUGGAUCAUAAACUUGGAUUGGACUCAUACUUGCUGAAGCCCAUUCAACGUUUGACAAAGUACCAGCUGUUACUGAAGGAAUUAUUGAAGUUCAGCAGUAAUGGCGAGGGAACCCAGGAGUUGCAGGAAGCGCUCACUGCCAUGUUGAACUUACUAAAGUCAGUAAAUGACUCCAUGCACCAAAUUGCUAUCACAGGAUAUAAUGGCAACCUGGAAGAAUUUGGUCCACUUUUGAUGCAGGGCUCUUUCAACAUCUGGAUCAACCACAAGAAAGGUCCCACCAAGAUGAAGGACCUUGCUCGCUUCAAACCCAUGCAGCGCCAUCUGUUCCUUCACGAGACUGCCCUUCUGUUCUGUAAGAAGCGGGAGGAGCAUGGAGAAGGUUAUGACAAAGCACCUUCUUACAGUUUCAAACAUUUCUUAAAAAUGAGCGCUGUCGGGAUCACAGAGAAUGUUAAAGGAGAUCAGCGGAAGUUUGAAGUCUGGAAUAGCGGCCGUGAAGAAGUGUAUCUCAUUCAAGCUCCAUCGGUGAAUGUUAAGAUGGCCUGGUUAUGUGAGAUGAGGAAAGUGCUAACAAAUCAACAGAGGCUCCUCCGAGAAGACAGCCUAUCUCAUCAUCAUCUUACAGAUCAGAUUCUUCUGUCCCCAGGGAAACAGAAAACAGCCUCUUUAAGUUCAGAGGAAAACGAUUCUGAGCUGCCAAAUCCUGUGAUUUUAGAAAACUUCUCUCUGUCCCCACAGCAUCUUUCAACACGGAAAGACUGGGCCGGAACAUUGCGUUAUGUUGAAGCUUCUGAGGGAGCUGAUGGCUGGUCCAGUAACAAUGACACUGAAGAAGAAGAUUCAAACCAACUGUCCCCUGGGAGAUAUAAAGCCCGCACCGAUGGGAAAACCCAGGAUUCUGAUGAGCUGUUGAUUAAAAGUGGAGACAUUGUCCAGUUAAUGCAUGAGAACGGCGAAGGGCAAUGGUUUGUGAAAAACCUGAACCGGGGGCAGCAAGCGUGGAUUUCUGUCAACAGUCUCCAGAUCAUUGUUGGGGAUUGCUGCUCUCAAACCUCCAGCUCAUCAGGGUUGAAUAUUCAUGAGAUAAGAAAAGUCAAUUCAUCGCCCUGACCAGAGCAAUCCAGGGGACCUAGCUCCUGGGACAUUCACCAUAUAGCAAUCCUCUUUUUCCCCUCAAACAGCUUCACCAUAUCCAGGUUCCCUCUGUGACGGAGGAUUUUUACAGGUAGAAUGCUGCUCCAUGUGCACUUCAUGACACUCGUCAACAGGGACCAGUGAGCUUCCAAUCCCAUAUAUCAUGGACGAGGUGAAAAGCAAGAUCACUGUGCGAUAAUUUGGAGAAGGAUCUUGAAGGCGCCACUUUGUGAGCUUCGAGACAGCAGAGGAGCUUCACUGAUGGAAUGAUGAGCAGAAUCUUGACCUCUUAUUGUCAUUAUGUCAAAGACACACACACACUGGGAGACAGUACAUUGGCUACUGUGUUUUCCUGACUGAAUUCACAGUGUGCUGAAGGAUCUGUGAUAUGGAGAAGAGGCUUCUGGUUUUGUAAUUGCUGAGUAUUCUAUGUGUGGAUGCGUGAUCAUUCUGAGGAAAUGUUGUUCACGUAAUCCAUAUUUUUAAUCUUGUGUUACACAGUAAAAUAAUGUAAGUGUGUGAGCUCCAUGUUUUUACCAAUUACACAUGUUGACAUUGUUGAUGAACAUUUAUACAUAAUUAUGACUUUCACAAGACCUCUUAUGGAAGUAUUUAGAAUGUUGGUACAUUUUCAUACUUUAAUUUGUGUUUGCAGAGAAGAGAUUAGGAUCCCAGGGUUUCCCAUUGGCCUUAAACCCAUGCCCCAUUACGUAUUGUGUGAGAGAUAACAGGAACUGCAGACACUGGAGAAUCUGAGAUAACACGGUGUAGAGCUGGAUUGUGCUUGGCAGCUCAUGUCUGUUGUCUUGUUAUGGCAGUUUGUUUCCUCCUCUUCUCCAUUUGACUGAUCUCUAUCCUUUUUUGCCAUUUCCUCCUGACAUCUCCAAUUCCUUCUCACCCCCUAUGCUGCUGAUUUGCAGCUUGAUUCACAGUUUCAACUCUAUAUAUCAGUCUCUGUCUCAAAGGAGGUUUGAGAUGCCAAAAUCUCCAAUUGCGAGAACUGGUGGGGGGAACUUGGUGGGCAAAAAGGGUUCAAUCCUGCUAAAUAUUAAAUUAAUAUUUAAAACAACAGUAAAUGCUGAAGUCCGUUAGAAAUGUAACCUCUAUUUCUGUCACCCUGGAGCAUCGGAGGCUGAGGGAUAACCUUCUAGAGGUUUAUAAAAUCAUGAUGGGGACAGACAGGGUGAAUAGCCAAGACCUUUUCUCCAUGCUAGGGGAGUCCAAGACUAGUGGGCAUUGGUUUAAGGUGAGAGGAGCAAGAUUUCAAAACAGUCUGAGGGGCAACAUUUUUUCCCCCCACACAGCAUGGUGCGUGUAUGGAAUGAGCUGCCAGAGGAAGUGGUGGAGGCUGGUACAAUUAUAACAUUUAGAAGGCAUUUGGAUGGGUCUAUGAAUAGGAAUGGCUUAGAGGGAUGUGGGCCAAAUGCUCGCAAAUGUGACUAGAUCAGGUUAGGAUGUCUGGUCAGCACGGAUGAGUUGGACUGAAGGGUCUGUUUCUGCGCUGUAUGACUGUAUCACAUCACAUUGCUUCCUCUGAAUCUCUGUGGGUAACCCAUGUGGUUUGUUGCAUUGCACACUUUACAUUCACUGGGGCAGUACUAGAGAAUGUGUUCCUUACUCUUAUUUGUUUCCUUCUCUCUCUUGCUGUUAUAAACUUGAUGUCUUUGUCAAUUCUACUUCACCUACAUCCAGAGUCUUUGAAUCUUCAGCUCUUCAUUCUUCUUUCCAUGUAUCUGCUCACUUUUCUUCCUAUCAUACCCCUACUCUUUUUAAAUAUUUACAGGCCUCCUCUUUGACACAUCCUGUUAUCAGUGCUCCUCAGUAUGUAUCGAUGUAUCAGAAUGAAGCUGUUUCACUGACACUGAAGAGUACAGUGAAUACUGGAUUCAGUUUGACUCAGCAUGUUAUUGCAGGGAGCUCCUCUUGAUGAAACUGGUGCACGAUGAAAUAAUACAGACCAUGAGACUGCAAAAAGCAUCAGUGAAGAGCAAAGUCCUGAGCACAUGUGUCUCGGAUGAAUUUGAAUCUUGCUAUGCAUUCAGCAGUUAGGAAAGGAUGGACACCUUGCACAAUGCAUGAUUUUAUCCUCUGCACCUUUUCGUAGUUCACUUGUUUUCCUUAUAAUUAUUUUAAAACCAGGAUUGCUAGCUGUACAAAACUCGAUUAUUUAAUCCUUGCUGUUAUUUAUCUAUUUAUAAUAUUUGCUGUUAAGUUUAUUGCACUGUGCUCAAUGCCAUUAUUUCUCUAGAGAAUUGUACUCCGCAAGGAUGCUUUUUAAGUUAAAUGGACAGGUUUUUGCCUUUUUUUUGUCAGCCCUCUGAAUCUGUAUAUUGUUGGCAAGGCCAGGAUCUCCAGUCACCCAAGUUGCAAUGAUACAUUGGACCACUGAGGACUCCACACACGUUGUUGUGGGGGUUGGAAUCACAAAUACACUUGGAGUGAGAAAGGACAGCAGCUUUCCUUCUGAAUGAAUAAACAAGAUGGUUUUUACAACAACCCAGAAACUACACAGUCACUUUUACUGAAAUAGCCAUUCUUAUUUUCAACGUUUUUAAGAAGAAAAACUGAAUUCCAAAUCUUAAAUUGUCAACGGAAUCUGUUCACUUAAGUCCUGAGUAUUAAUAGUCCAAACCUGCGAAUUACAAUGGCCCAGUAAUGUACCUCAAUCCAAUGAUUAUUGAAACAGGAAGAAACUGUUAUAGAAAUGGAACUGUGUUGUCAAGCCUCCAUAGUUUGUUUACUGCCACAAUGGUAUUUGAACUAAUUUACUCUGGAUUAACUAGUUUGGCGUCAUAAUCACUCUACUCCCUUCUCAGAAGCAGAAGAGAAAUAAACUCACACUCUGGACAUGAAGUCUUUGUCCCCAAACCUUGUGCAGAGACCCACCCUGUUAGUCCUUCAUUAAUUAAGUAUUGCCAUUUUGCCCUCAUUGUUAUUUCGAAAUAUCUUAGUACUAUCUGCACUCUUCACUUCAGUUUUUUCCUAAUUCAGGCCAGUGUUACCAGAAAGAGCAAUAAUUGGAUUGAAACCCUCCUUUAUCCUUAAAUCCAACCCUUGACAGGCUUUGCAUUGCUAAUCUUUGGACUCUUCCACUCUGGUCAAAUUGUCACCCUUCUUUCAAUCUAUAAUUGCAACUGAAUGCCUUAGCUCUGUUGUUUAUCAAAACCAGCUACUUUGUUGCAAUUUACUGGUUGGAGGAAGUCAAUUGAGAGGGAUUGGAAGGGAAGGAGUUAAAAAUUGAACCCACCACUUCAUGUGUGAAUGUAAUUCAUUGUCAGACAGUUAGCUGUGCUCUGAAGCGCUCUGCCCGUUUGGCCCUGAAUACCAAGACACAUCAAAAAUGAAAGGUUUUCCAGCAUAUUAAAUGACCUUCUCCACUUUCAUUAAGUCUAAUGUUACAGCCUCACUUUGGCCUUCACUGAAGAUCAAGGUGCUCUUUGCUUGCUGAGAAUGCAGCUGAAGGUUUUACUGGUGACUUCCCUGCUUAACUUUCAUUUUAUUCAAAACCUUUACCCCCUGCAUUGACUGGUUGGGUAGAUGUAAAAGAAAGCCAUCUAUAUUGUGUAUAAUACAGGUAGUGCUGCUCACACAUAGCUAUGCCUCAUAUCCAGCGUAUUUGGUGUACAAACAUCUCAGCUGCAUGAAGGAACUAAUACUUGAUUAUUUGCAAAAUCUGUCAUGUCUUCUGUCAUGGUUGAAUACUUGAACUUAUUACCAACUCUCAAAAAUAAUCACAUAGUAUACUUGCUGCUAAUUGCAGCAUUUACAAAGCAAACUCUGUACAAAGUACAAAAUAAAAAUAUGCAAAGAUUGAAAUUUUAUUUGAUAUCUUU